Molecule: messenger RNA, 425 nt
Organism: Didymodactylos carnosus
Lineage: Eukaryota; Metazoa; Rotifera; Eurotatoria; Philodinida; Philodinidae
Source: the annotation of a GenBank genome assembly
CAUCAACAACAGAAAAAAGCGAUAAAAAACCAACAAAAGAAGAUGACGACAUUGAUUUAUUUGGGUCGGAUGAGGAUGAGAAUGAAAAUGAGGAAGCAAUACGAAUCAGGGAAGAACGAGUAGCAAUGUAUGCUGCCAAAAAAAGCAAAAAGGAGCAAGUCAUUGCUAAAAGUGCGAUAGUUCUUGACGUUAAACCAUGGGAUGAUGAAACAAAUAUGGAAGAAUUAGAAAAGGCUGUUCGCACUAUUGCAACUGAUGGUUUAAUCUGGGGUGCCUCAAAACUCGUUCCGGUAGCAUAUGGAGUUCAAAAACUACAGAUUAAUUGUGUUGUUGAAGAUGAUAAAGUUGGUACCGACUUCCUUGAAGAAAAAAUCAGUGAAUUCGAAGAUUAUGUUCAAUCAGUGGAUAUUGCAUCAUUCAAUAAA